Lactuca saligna is the source of this 315-nucleotide messenger RNA. The record is from the annotation of a GenBank genome assembly. NCBI's taxonomy places the organism in Eukaryota, Viridiplantae, Streptophyta, Magnoliopsida, Asterales, Asteraceae.
AUGUUCUUCAGACUGGAAAACUCUAUACAACAAGGUGGUAUACCUAUAGGAAGCUCUGUUGCACCAUCUCUUUUAGAGGGGUUGCAAGUUCUUGAGUAUGUUGGAAAAGAAACUGUUGAUCUUUUGAUUGCAGAAUCAGGAAUGGAAGUUGACAAAAAUGGUGGUGAAGGUGGACAUGGAACUGAAGAUGAUCAGUUAUUGGAGGAAGUAACAUUUGACAGAUGCUUUUACAUCUAUGGAGGUCCAGAGCACCUGAAGCGUAGUACAUUCUUCCAUCAUUUUUAUAAUCCACUUGACAUGACGUGGUUCAUUUAA